Molecule: messenger RNA, 6107 nt
Organism: Dromiciops gliroides (monito del monte)
Lineage: Eukaryota; Metazoa; Chordata; Mammalia; Microbiotheria; Microbiotheriidae
Gene: CFH
Product: complement factor H
Exons: 23
Coding region: 395-4117 (1240 amino acids)
Source: RefSeq, a predicted model, not a curated record
UGGGGUAUAUAUUCUUUAGCUGAUUCUUUGCACAAUCUGGGAACUUGAAAAUAAUCCAAAUGAGAACAUGCCUGUAAUUUUAAUGACAAAUCAGAGUGGAGGUCACAACUUUAACAGUCAGUGGGAGGACACAGAGAAUCCUGUUCAAACCCUGGCAAGAAAUGAGGAAAGAUUUGUUAAGUUUUGUGGUUUGAUAUUUGUUAGUUUUUUUUUUAAGCUUUGCUCAAGUUUCUAGUAGGUGGGACAUUUAAGUGGACUUUAUUCAGGCAGUAUUUUUUCAACCUUUGCUUGAAACAAGAUCUCACUUGGAGUAGUCAGAAGAGAAGAGAAGAGAACAUUACACAGUAUUAGCAAUAUCUAGCUCCUAAAUGUAUCUUGCUUCCAGGUCCAAAAAAUGAGAUUUCCCGUAAAGAUUGUUUUACUUCUAUUAUGGACUAUCUGUGCUGCACAAGACUGUAAUGAAGCUCCUCCAAGAAAACCUACAGAAAUUCUAACAGGGACAUGGUCUGAGUCAGUGUAUCGAGAAGGCACACGUGCUACUUACAAAUGUCGACCUGGAUAUAGAACACUUGGAAGUAUUGUGCUGGAAUGUAAGAAUGGAAAAUGGGAGUCUCUUUACCCAUCUAGAGUAUGUAUGAGAAAGCCCUGUGGUCAUCCUGGAGAUAUUCAAUUUGGGUCUUUUGAACUUUUGGAAGACACUGAGUUUUUAUUUGGAUCACGAGUUGUUUAUAAAUGUGAUGAAGGAUAUCAGUUGGUAAGUGAAGUUAAUUUCCGUGUAUGUGAAGCAGAUGGAUGGAGUAAUGAUGUCCCUUUUUGUGAAGUGAUUAAGUGUUCACCAGUGACAGCACCACAAAAUGGAAGAAUCACCACAAGUUCAAUUGAUCCAGAUCAGGAAUUUACUUUUGGCCAAGUAGUACAGUUUGAAUGUAACCCAGGCUUUAAGCUUAAGGGGCCUAGAGAAAUACACUGCUCAACAGGUGGUGAUUGGAAUGAACAAGAACCUCAAUGUGUGGAAAUUUCCUGUGAAGUACCACACAUUGAGAAUGGGCAACUUUUAGUUGUGAAAUCAAUUUACAAGGAGAAUGAACGGCUACAAUAUAAAUGUUACCCAGGUUUUGCAUACAAUGAACGAGGAGAUGCCAUUUGCACUAAAUAUGGUUGGACUCCAGAUAUAUCAUGUAGAGAAAUCACAUGUGAUCCCCCACGCCUGGCUAAUGGGAAUGUAUAUCCUCAGGCAAAUAAGUAUAUAGGAGAUGAAGAAAUUUCAUACCAAUGCAACAAAGGUUAUUACCCACCACUUACGGGAAACAAGGCAAAAUGUACCCCUGAAGGCUGGUUACCUAUUCCUAGAUGUAACUUGAGACCUUGUGAUUUUCCAGAAAUUGAAAAUGGAACACUUUAUAUAAAUCGCUAUAGUGAGGAAUACCAGCGAAGUUUGUUCCCAGCACCCAUUGGAAAAGAAAUGCACUACCACUGUAAUGAAAAUUAUGUAUCUGCUUAUGGAUCUGCCUCAUCCUAUUGGACAAAAUUUAUAUGUACUGCAGGAGGAUGGUCUCCAGUUCCAAAAUGUCUUAGAGAGUGCUCUCUUUAUUCAAUACAAAAUGGUCAUUUUUGGCCAACUAAAGGUCAUUAUAAGGAAGGUGAAGAAAUAACAGUUCAAUGUAGUAAAGGCUUCAGUCUUCCAAAUAAUGAAGACAAAAUUACCUGUACCAAAGAUGGCUGGUCUACUGAUACAAUUUGCAAAAGGAUCAAAACAUGCACACACAAAAAUUAUUUUGAAAAUGGAUAUUUUUCUGAAUCAAGUCUAUAUUACUAUGCCAAUACAACAGCAAAAUAUUACUGUAAAGAAGGAUAUGCAACAACAGAUGGAAAAAAAGAAGGUUUUGUCACAUGUGGACAACGAGGAUGGUUGAAUCAACCAAAGUGUAUCAAAAUUUGUGAUAUUCCACAAUUUGAAAAUGCCAGAUACAAAGGAAAUAAGACAUUUCUGAAGCCUAAGGAAAGAUUAGAAUAUGAAUGUGUGGAUGGAUAUGAAAUGACAAAUGGGCAAACUAGAGGUUUCAAAACAUGUGAUAAUGAUGAGUGGCCUACAGUGGUUGAAUGCUAUGAAAAAGCAUGUCAUCUCCCUAUUCUACAUGGAAAUUUACAUACUGAUCUCAGGAAAGACAAAUAUAAAGUUGGAGAUGUGUUGACAUUUCGAUGUACCAAUGGAUUCAAACUAGUUGGACCACUUUCAGUGCAGUGUUACCACUUUGGAUGGUCCCCCAGUAUUCCUACAUGUAAACAGAAAGUAAAAUGUUGUGAUCGGCCACCUGAAAUUUUGAAUGGGGUACCUAAGGAUUCAAACAAGAAGGAAUAUUGUCAUAAUGAUGUUGUCAAGUAUAAUUGUGAUCUUGGAUUUGUAAGGAGAGGACCCAAGAAAAUACAGUGCAAUGAUGGAGAAUGGACAACCUUACCUACUUGCAUUGAGGAAAAAAGAAGAUGUGCAGAAGUACCUGAACUUGUCCACGGUUAUAUUCAGACAACUAACCUGUCCUAUUCCCAUGGGGCUUCUGUGGAAUGUGGCUGUGAAGAGAGCUAUUUAAUGAUUGGAAGCAAGAUAGUUAGAUGUAGUCAUGGAAAUUGGACACAACUCCCUACAUGCUUUGAAACAUAUCAACUUGGAAGAUGUCCAUCAAAAUUUUUUGAAAAUUUGCAAGUCAAUCUAUACCAAAAUGGAAGUGGUGAUAUUUUUGUUAAUUAUACAUGUAACUUGAAUUCAGAAUUCAAAAGAACACAAUGUUUAAAUGGAAAAUGGCUUCCUGAACCAAAAUGUCCAAAAAGGAAAUCAUGUGCACCUCCACCUCAAAUACCUAAUGCUCAGAAUAUGACUACAACUGUGAACUACCAGGAUGGUGAAAAAAUAGGUGUUUUUUGUAAAGAAAAUUAUCUUCUUCGAGGACAAGAAGAGAUCAUGUGUAAAAAUGGACAGUGGAAUUCAUUACCACGUUGUAUUGAAAAACAGCCAUGUUCCAAACCACCUGCUAUUCAAUAUGGAAGCAUCAAGCCAGUGAGACAUUCAGAAGCAUAUGAUGACAAUUUGGAAUCCAGUACCUAUGCGCAUAAUAGUGUGGUAAACUACACAUGUCAAGAAGGUUUCACAAUGAAAGGAAAUGAGGAGAUAACAUGCAGUAUGGGAAAAUGGAGCUCACCUCCUCAGUGUGUUGGAAUUUCAUGUGGAAAACCACCACAAAUACAAAAUGGUGCUGUUCCUGAUAUGUUAAACUCUUAUGAAUUUGAAGAAGAAGUGACAUAUAAAUGUCUUGAAGGUUAUAAUAUUGAUGGGCCAGCAACUAUAAAAUGUAUUGGAGGAACUUGGACUAGUCCACCACAAUGUAAAGAUGUGAAAUGUGCAAUUCCACCCCAGUUUAAUAAUGCUGAUAAGAUCGGUAUUGCAAAACACAACUAUUUGCCAGGAGAGAAAGUGGCUUAUCAGUGUCUACCAAAUUUCCACUCCGAAGGCUCAACUGAAGUAACUUGUAUAGGAGGAGCCUGGAAAGGGGAUCCACAAUGCAAAGAUAACACUUGUGGACCUGCACCUCAAAUUGAAAAUGCUGAAAUUAUAAGUGACAUAAAAGCAAAAUAUCAGCCCGGUGACAUUGUGAGUUACAAGUGUGUUCGAUCUCUUAAAAUGUAUGGAAAGUCAUAUAUAAGGUGUGUAAAUAAGAGCUGGACAGAACUUCCUCAAUGCAAAGAGGAAGUAGGAAAAUGUGGACCACCUCCAUCUAUUAAUAAUGGAGAUACCAUCAACUUCCUGUCACCUGAAUAUGCUCCAGGAUCAACAGUGGAGUACAGAUGUCAACAAUUUUAUGUGCUACAGGGUUCCCCAAUUGUGACAUGCAGAAAUGGAUUAUGGACAAAGGAACCAACAUGCUUAGAGGCAUGCACAGCAUCAAAAGAAAUGAUGACAAAAAAUAAUAUAGAACUUAGAUGGAGAAAUGAAGACAAACUUUAUUCAAGAACAGGACAAGAGAUGGAAUUUACUUGUCGUUGGGGAUAUCGUUUAGCUCCAAGAUCACCUCCAUUAAGAGCAACAUGUGUAGAAGGGAAAAUCAAUUAUCCCAAAUGUAUAUACUAGAACUUUUUCACUAUGGUAUUCAGCUACAGAGAUUAUGAAGGAUGAUACUGUCAGCCAUGUCUUACCUCCGUUUGGAAAUGAUAACUAUGACAAAUGCCCAGCCACAAUCUGUACUAUUUGACCACUUUCUCCUUUGUGAUGAAUGCUUUGAUUUAGUUGUAUUCACACAGUCCAUAAUUCAUUCAAUUUACUUUUGACUUAAAAAUGUUCACUUUUUUAACUGCAAAAGCUAAACAAGGAAACAGUUAAGAGAAAGUCAAUAUGUAUCAAUAAAACCUACACUAUAAGAAAAUACUGAGUUAUUUAACUACCUGGGGUCAUCCCUUCUUCAUAUGCUCAGGGAGUAAAUGCCAGGCUGUUUGCUCUGUACCAAAUGGGAAAGAUGAGCAGUCUUCUGAGGAAGAGAAUUAUGCCUGAGCUUCUGAAAUCCCUUUGGUUACACUUAAAAUUCAAGUGCUCAUUGUAUCUAAAAAGGCCAGUGAUUUCUUUUAUCAUCUUUGAAAAUUGUUCUUGAUCUUCAAAAAAUCAUAGAGACCAAGAGAGGUGCUGCAGAAAAAGUCAACAUUAUCCCAGUUGUUUUUUUUUUUUAGUGGAAAGUGUUGGGUCUAAAAGAUAUAAGUUAGGAAAAUGUUCUUUCAUUCCCAGCAACAUAUGGGGGAGACAACACACAAAAGGAGGCAGAAAAGUGUUGGGGCAGGGGUUGGUGGGGGAGUGGAGGAGGAAACCAGAGGCUACCCAACAUGGGGAUAUCUUGUCCAGGAGAGCUUAAAGCUGGCAGAAGAGCAGAGGCAGAGUUGAAUGAGCAAAAAUUUAGUUUCUGCUCUAUCUAAAGAAGACAUUGGUUAGUUUCUUACUCCACCCUCCACCCUUCAAAUCAGAGGACAGAGGUCGCUGAAGGAGGCUGUGCCUGUCAAUGCUUGAAUUAGCAUAAUGGGGAGAAGACUGGGGGGAGAGCAAUGAACUUAACUUGGGAGGAGCAUUUUGUUAGAUGAAGUUGAAAUCUGGCAGAGAAGUAGAUAAAGAGUGGAGCUCUAGACAAAUGCAACCAAAAGUUGACAUUUUGGAAAGUAAUUACUAAAUGAGAACAGAAUGUAGUUUAUAUACCUCUUAUCUGUAAAUGAUACCAUUAUAAAAAUUAAGUAUAUGUUGUCAAAUACAUGAGAAAUUAAUUCCAAAGGACUAAUAGGUUAAAAUUAACAUGAUAAAAAUAAUACAAUCCUUCAUUGUAAAAUAGUAAUAAUGUGGUAACAAAGGAAACAUAGGAUAGAGCUAACAUGGCCUUAGGGGAAAUUUUAUAUUUCCUAAAUGUUUUAAUCCAAAAAAAGAGUACAAAUAAGAAACCAUCACAUUAGGCAUUCACUUAAAAAAAUACAACUACAACAAAUUUUAAAGCCCCAACUAAUCAAUAAAGUAGAAAUUGUUAAAAUCAACAAGAGUGUAAUAAAGUUGAUGAAAGGAAAAAAAAAUUUAAUUGAUGUGUAAACUGAGGAACACUUUUCCAAACUAAUCUGAUGUAUUUUUUUAAAGAGAGGAAAACCAAAUUGUUCAUAUCAAAAAUGAAAUAGAACAACUCACAAUUGAAGAAAAUUAAGACAAUUAAUAGAAACUGUUCCCCCAAAUAUAAGGUAAAACAGACUUUUAACUUAGAGGCAGUGGUUAAAUAUUUCUGGAAAAUAAAGUACACAAAUUAACAACAGAAAUAGAUUAUUGAAAUAAUCUACUAUCAGAAAAAAAAACUGAUCCAGCUAUAAGUGAACUUAAAAGAGUAGAGGUCCAUGAAGAAAAGAAUUAAAUAUGCAAAAAAGUAAACAAAUGUUCAAUGAAUGAUUAAUUUUUAUAUUAUGCAAAAUGCUUGUAUCGCUAAUAAAUGAUACAAAUAUGGUCUUGAUACCUAAACCAGGGCAAAGGCAAACAGAGAUAGAAAAUUUUGGACAAUUAUCUCUGAAGACCAUUUAUAUAAAACUUAAAUAAAAUAUUAAGAAAUAAGAAA